This is a messenger RNA of Anopheles darlingi, 6593 nucleotides long. Its product is annotated as HEAT repeat-containing protein 1 homolog. Lineage: Eukaryota; Metazoa; Arthropoda; Insecta; Diptera; Culicidae. The transcript is spliced from 4 exons. Gene Ontology annotation, biological process: positive regulation of transcription by RNA polymerase I; maturation of SSU-rRNA from tricistronic rRNA transcript (SSU-rRNA, 5.8S rRNA, LSU-rRNA). The record is from RefSeq and is a predicted model, not a curated record. Gene Ontology annotation, cellular component: t-UTP complex; small-subunit processome; 90S preribosome. Gene Ontology annotation, molecular function: snoRNA binding. The coding region runs from base 95 to 6430 and encodes 2111 amino acids.
ACACGUGCUUGUGCUUAAAAAAUACUUUUGACCGAAAAUCUGCUUAAAAAAGAGUUUCAAUUCAAUUAAUAAGGAAUUGUAUCGCGGAACAACGAUGGCAACGAGUUUAGCAGCACAAUUGCAGCGUUUGGCGGCACCGCAGACAUCGAUUCUUGCCGAUGUCCGCAAGAAACCGUCGAUCUUGUUCGAUGCGAAAGAGGCGGCCGGCAAAGAUCGGGAAGUGAUCUUCGAUAUCGGUGUGAGCGGUCUGGACGAGCUAAUCCAGCUGAAUGGAGCAUUCGCCCAGUUCGAGGAGACGCUGUUCGCCAAAAACUCCAUGGAUUUGCAGCGAUCCAUCGAGAACAAGGAGCUGAACGAGAAGCUGAACCAAAACAUCCGGAAGUUCUUCUACCACCUAUCGCCCUACUUUAUGCUCCAACCAGCGCACAAGUGCCUGGAGUGGCUGAUUCGCCGUUUCGACAUCUACGAGUACAAUAAGCCGGAUUUUGUGAAUCUGAUACUUCCGUACCACGAAACGCGGAUCUUUGUCCGGUGCGUGCAGACGAUGCGCUUUACCGAGACAGAAUCGUACGCUUUUCUUCUGGGUGUUCGCAAGUCGGGAGUGCCGUUGUCGAAGCGCACCAUCAUCGAUCAUGCGAUGCGCCAUCCGACGUUCCUGAAAACGAUCGGUACCUUCACGAUGCGUGCCGCGGAAGAGCUGGGCAAUAAGGCGAACGCGCUGCAAGCCCUUUUCGCCUUCUACUGCACCACCGUACUGGGAGUGCUUGAUAACGUGGAUUCCGUCACAGAAAAGUACGUCGUGUCGUUGCUACAGGCACUCGGAAAAGGGCUUACCUCUAGCGCAGUGGAUUACACGGCGGCUUCCUUCAUGAUCAUCGGCCAGAUGGUGACAAAGACGAGCCUGUUGAAGGAAACGGUGGAGUACAUCAUUCGGAAGCUGUGCCAACUGCAACAUCCAGCUCUGACGACGGAUGCGACGAUGCUACUCGCGUUGAUCUUCAAAACGCAGCACGAACAGCUUGGCAAUCUGUCCGACACGCUGAUCGAGACGAUCGUCUCCUCCAAGUGGCUAACGACGGCCAUGAGUGAGAUAAAGACGGACGGCAUUUGUAUUAUCGUGUUCUACCGGAAGGUACUGGAGAAGUGUCUCCAUCAUAUAUGCAAGACCGGCAAGUCGGUGCAGGUGUACGGGCGCUACUGUGAACAGCUGCUGCUGGAGAUCCUACUAACGGACGCCGAAGCGGAAAACAUCAUACAAUGCGUCCUCGAUUCCUACUUCCUGGCGGACAGUCCAGCCAAGAAGCAAACGGCGGACGAUACGCUCGACGUGAGCACGAUCAAUCUGGACAGUGAUGAUGAGGAUUUUGUGGUGAAGGAUAAGAAGGUCACGCAGUGGUACUCGGAUUUCCUUAAGAGCUUCGAGCGCCAAUAUCCAACACCCUUCGAUAAGGUCGUCAAACGGGUCAUGAAGGGACAGGAUCAUUUUUCGCACAAAAAACGCAAUGCUUUACGGAACGUCCUAGGUUUUCUGCUUCAAGCUUCGUACGAUCAAGGAGAGGCUGAUCUGUUCGAGAAUCUGUUCCACUACGAAGCCGAACGCCGGUUGAACGCGGUGAAGUAUAUGAUUAAAAAUUUGGAGGCACUGAAGCAAAAAACUGGUGGCCGGAUCGAUCUGCUUCGCGAUAGUGUACUGGAAAGGUUGAGCGAUGAUAGUAGUGAGGUGGUUGGUACAGUGUUGCAGCUCAGCGGGAAGCAACUGCUGGAGUUGAUCGAUGUAGAACGUUUUGUAACAAAGUUGCAUCACAUCACGCUACGCUGUGUGACCGAUUCGAAGCGCUGGAGACCGGUCGCAAGCCGUGUGAUCGAAUUGCUAACGGAUCGUCAAGUGUACGAACGGGUGGACAAGAAUCGUAUCGUCAUCAUUCUGUACCCUUUGCUCUUCCCGCUGGGCGAUGCAGUGGAGGGUAAGGAAACCUCUACCCAGCUGCUGGCCACCAAGUUCGCGAAACAAUACCUGGUACCAGAGUUUUACGCUACGGAGCAAAAUUGCGACACAAUUCUGUGCGCUCUAAAGGAUGCGGGACAAUGCUCAAGUGCGAUACAAGUGGCCUUCAACAUUAAUCUACUGUCCGCUGCUCUACCGACGCCUUGUACAGUUGAACAAGCGGAUCAUGUACUCAGCUAUGCGUUCGCAUUGCUUAAGAACAAUCGCUUCCAGCAGGUUCCGUCAUCCGAUAUGAAAUGUCUGACUAGGAACCAGCUUCCGAUGGAUCUAUGUAUCGUACCGAUUCGGUACAUCGUUGAGCGUGUUACGUUCGAAUCCGUCGGGAUUGUCGAUCUGGAACACCAGAGCACCGCACUUCGGCUACAGCUGCGUAUCUUGAGUCAGCUGGUGAACCUGUACUGUAAGAUCGAUCCAAAACACCAUACCAUCCGUGCGGUCGUCGGUGAUCUGCUGAAAUCCACACUGCAACACCUCUACCCCGAGCUGCCAGAACGCGUCGAGUUCCUGUCGCACUUUUUGGCGAUCCAUCUGCUCGAUGCAGGUGCGUUCAGCGAGGGGGACGCCAACUUUACGAUCGAAGCGGAAUUUCAAAUACGCACGCUGCGCAUACUGAACCUGAUGCUAGAACAGAUGAGCGAUACGGGACCAACGAUCACGGACACAACGUUCACAAACAUAUUGCUAGCGCUUACGGCCGAAUCAGCGAUUGUGCGCAAAUGUGCACUGACGAUGAUCGAACACGCUGUCCGUAGUGCCGAUCGCAAUGGGCUAUCGAAAGCCCACAAUGAAUUCCUGAGCCGGUUGCUGAAACGUCGCGAAGAGUUGCUGAUGGAUGGUGAGCAGCUGUCGUUGAUAAUGUUUACGAUUUUCUCGUCCAGCGAUAGCAAACAGUUCAAGCCGGUCCUGGCUGGUCUUACGCAACGUACGGUCGACCCGGAAAUGCCAGGUUACGUUGUGCGCGGUGUGAUGGACUUCCUGAAACUGCUAGACGAUUCCUCCGUAUUCAUUACGGCCGCCCGUAAAGCGGUAACCAUACUGGAGACUGUGAAUGCCGAUCCUCAACGGCUGACCAUUGAUCCGCAUGAUUCGGUCUUCCUUCAACUGUUCAUUGCCCGCUUCAAUUCCGAAAUGACCGAAUUGAUCGUGCGGAAUGACUUCUGUAAGCGGUUUGUGUUGCUAGCGCUCGAGAGCCAUAAACCGUUGGUAGGGCCAACGUUCCGAAAGCACUACACACCAUCGAUCAUGCUGAUCGAGGCACUUGCCGAGGAGAUGUUCGAAACGCUCCCCAAACCGUUUGCUGGACAGGUGUUGCAGCAUAUUGUUGAAGCGGCCACACUAUCGGACCAUCCCGAGACGAAUGCCGCCACGACGAAACUGUUUAAAAAUGCGACGAUCGAUGCCAGUCUGCUGGUCGUACUGAUCGAUGCAAUGAUCAGUAAACCUGGUGAGGCGGCACCGAAAACACCGUCCAGGAAAUCGGUACUUCGUGUUGCACCUUCGGAGCGCAUCUUGUCGACGCUGGAGUGGAAACGAGGCGUAACGCUGCUCGAGCAUCUGCAGAACAAGAAAAAGCUGGACAAUCCCCAGCUACUGGUGCCGAAGCUGUUCGAGUGUCUAAAGUUCUGUCUGGAGUUUGAGGAGCAAUCAUCGGUCGAGUACGUGAAGCAGAUUGUCCUUUCCCUGUUGCAUCAUUGUACGCUGAAGGUGGAACAGUUGACAACCGGUGCCAAGGGACAGUCGUCGGUGGCACCAUUCGGUAUCGGGAAUGCCGUGCUGAAAGUGGAAUUGAUUGUACAGUGUAUUCGCGGCACUCAGAACCCUCAGACGCACCAUCAUGCAUUGCUGCUGUUGGCGCACGUGGCACGGUAUGUACCGGAACAGGUGUUGCACAACAUGAUGGAGAUCUUUACGUUCGUUGGCUCAUCGAUCGUACGGCAGGAUAAUGCGUACAGCUUCCAGAUUAUUGCGAAGAUCAUCGAAACCAUCAUACCGACCAUCGCCCAAGGUGGCAGCACCGAGCAGGUGAUUCCGAUUUUGAAAAUCUUCUCCGACAUCAUCCUGGAUGUGCCCGAACACCGGCGGAUACUGUUGUACGUGAAGCUCUUGCAAACGCUCGGUGCCAGCCAGUUCCUGUGGGUUUUCCUCGGUGUGCUGAUUGAGUCAGACGUGAUGAAGGGAGGCCGAAAGGCGGAGUUACGUUCUCAGCAGGCCUCGAAAUCCCGGCUCGAUGCCGAACUGUCCGGGAAUGAACUAUCGAAGCGGAUGGAGAUAGCUUUACAGAUAGCGCGCGAGUUCGAACCGACGGUCAUCAUCGAAACGUGCACGAAUUUGAUCCAAUACCUCCGUGAGCUGCCAAUGGAAAUGGUUGAUCGCCGAAAGGAUGAUCCGCAUGAACCGAUGGAAGUGGACAGUGCGAGCGAAAGUGUGAUCUUUAACGUAAAGACACACACGGCACGGCAUCUGAAGCACUUUAACUACUCGCUGGUGCAGUUCGUCGGUGGACUCAUCUCGUCCGUGUACGUCAUCAAUAAGAUAGCGCAGCUAAACGAUGAGCAAACGCUGGGCAUGAAAAAGUACUACCAACAGCUGAUCGUUGGUAUACUGACGUACGUUAAUGCGGUCUCCAAGACGAUCGACAAGGUAAAGGCAGAAAGUGUGGACGAAAAGAUUCCUACGUACUGGCGAGCGAUGCUAAACAAUUGCUAUGACAUUCUCGAGGGCACGAUCUCGCUGCUGUCAGCGGAAACGCUGAUCAUCGUCGUGCAUGGGUUGCUCAAGCAUCGUUUCCUGAUGGUGCGCCGUAAGGUGAUCGAACUGCUCAACAACAAGCUGCAGUACAAGCAGGAUUACUUCAACGAUACGCAUCAGGCGGGUUUGCUGAAGCUACUCGACCCCCUGAUGGAGCUGGUGAAGGGUGUGCACGAUGAAACGUCGGUGGUAGGGACGACCUUCGAGAAGAUGGUGAUUGUACAGCUAUGCUACAUCUCACUGCGCCAUCUCUCCAAGAUACUGACGCAGCAUGCGACGAAGAAGGUACAAUCGAUACUGGGCGAUCUCGUCGAGGAGCUGCACGGCUAUAAGAAGAACCCGAACCCACAGAUACUGGCUUCGCUGAUCCUGUGCAUCGGUGAGCUGUGUAGCAAUCUGGGGCCGCACUCGAUCAACUUCCUGCCUCGCUUCAUGCCAAUGGUACAGAAAUUCCUAAAUGCACAGCUACAAUCCGAAGAACCGUUCGAUAUGCUAACGAUGAGCAUUGUGCUGCUGACGGUGAAGAUCGUCGAUACACUGUCACGGUUCCUUUCGCCUUACCUGCGCUCGAUGUUGGUCGGGUUGGCAAAGUUGUACGCGCUACUGGAGAGACGCAAUGAUGCCCGGUUGGCAAACAUUAACUCACGGUUGGUGCUGAUCUGGGACAAUCUGGCAACGACAAUCGAACCGCGCGUACUGAUACCGGCCAUCGAAGCCACUUACCAUGACCUUAUCGAAGAAGGUGAGCUGGAAGCUAUUGGACCACUGAUGCGCCUGUUGUCCACUUCGUUCGGUAAGCUACAGUCGGCUGAUUUUGCUGCGAUUCGAAGCGAGCUCUCGGAGCUGUUCCUAACAGCACUGCAGUUCCGCUGCAAUCAUGCCACUUCGGAUAGGUUCAAGCAAGAGGCGGUGGACACAGCCGAAGAGCACGUCAUCAAGGCGUUUGUGGUGCUGAUUUUGAAGCUCUCCGAAAGUACCUUCCGGCCACUGUUUUACCAGGUGUUUGAGUGGUCCAUACGGGAGAGUUCCAGUAACGAUCGUGCUAUCACGUUCUUCAACCUAUGCUGCCACGUUGCGGAAGCACUAAAGUCACUGUUCGUACUGUUUGCCAGCGAUUUGAUAGCGAUCGCAACGAAGCUGCUGAGUGCCACAAACACCGCCCGUGUUGAACGGAAGGAAGAGGAAGCGCUGCACUUUGCGGAACCGACCAAGAACGUCACGUUGCUACGGUACGUGCUGAAGACGCUGUACGCCAUCGUGCUGUAUGAUAAUCAACACUUUAUGAACGCCGUUCGGUUCGAUAUGCUGUUGGGACCGGUAACGGAUCAACUCGAGAAUGAACUGAUCGUGAAGAAUGCCGAAGUGCGCCAGCUGGUGAUUGACUGCAUCGCGCAAAUGGCCGUCGCCGUCAUGGACGAUUCACUCUGGCGUCAGCUCAAUCAUCAAGUGCUGCUGAAGACGAGAAAUGGUGAACCGGAUGCCAGGCUGUUUGCGCUGGAGGCGUGCACGGAAAUAGCGCACAAACUGGGCGAGAGCUACGUACCGUUACUGCCGGAAACCAUUCCGUUCCUAGCGGAACUGAUGGAAGACGAUAAUGAGCACAUCGAGAAGGCGGUGCACCAUUCUUGUCGUGAAAUUGGGCGUGCUACGGGCGACGAUUUGCAGAAAUAUUUCUAAAGUAGGCCUUGAUGGGCCUGUCAGUCGCUAUUACUUCGCUCAACACUUUGUAGGACAUCUAUUCUAGUUUGGAAAUGUGAAUUCAUGGAAAGACGAACAUAUUUUUAUUAUGUGCCCGUGUCUGGAAGAGAUGAAUAAAUUUACGUUCAACUUUGAAGCAUAA